GCCGCAAAUGCGCAGGGCAUUUGUGGAAUCUGUAACACUCCCGCAUAUGGGCGAACUUCUAUUGCGUAGAAAGAGUUUGAGCCAAUGUAAAGGUGUAGCAUUUAUAUAUAAGAGAGGUCGGAGAGUUAGCGGAUAAACGGUAAGAAAAACAAACAAUUGUGCGAACUGGGUAAUAAGUGGGCUUAGGAGGAAUCAUACCAUGUUGUGACUAUCCGUGUAGACGGUUUAUCGGGGAGAAUUGUAGCCAUGAGUUCCUUUUGAAUCUGUAUUGUCCUGUAGUAUAGUGGCAAUGGUGUGUUGGUGUGUGGGCAUUUGAUUUUGGGCGCGCUAAAAAAGGCUGCAACUUCCUAUUAUGGCGGGGGGGCAAUCCAUAAACAGCUCCACUUCCAUUCAUCUAGGGGGGUUGUUUCUGGGUUUCUAGUGGAACCCUAAUAGUGCUAGACUUGGCUAAGUUGCUGUUAGGUGAUCCCUUACAUCGACAAUAAAAAAAAAAAAACUUAUCCUCCACCCAAUUGUAACCAAUACGGAUAUUGUUCCCCCUUGCUGUCUUGGCCACGUAUAAUGCAGGCUUCUUCUAACCGUUUCGGGACUUGGCUACCAACUACCCGACAUUCAUCUUUAAACCAGAAGAUGGCCCAAUAUUUCCUUAUGCUCUUAAUUCCGGUAACCAUGUAUUCUUUAAUUCAUUGUCAUGUUCCCAUGGUAUAAGAAUUUGAAGUGUGCGACGUCUUUUUUUUUAAUAGUACACUGAAAUUCACAUGAGAAGGAGAUACCGUUCCUAAUGAUAUAAUCUCUUAAAUAUUUAAUUUCUAGAUCAUCGAUGGUUAAUUCAAUGAAUUCAAUUGUGAAUUGGGUCAUAUAUCCAAUCCAAGUGUUUUUUUAUGGCAUAUGGGUUGUGACAGCGUACACCGUGUAUGCCUGUUGGUACCCGUUCACAUACAUCCCAGUCAUUGCUUCUGGUCUUUGGUGGAUGUUCUUAACUCCAAUAGCGUUGGCGCUAGAGGUACUAUUCCAUAGUUUACUACUCCCAUUGAAACCAGUUAUGUAUAUCCUUGGAAUUCAACCCAAUAAGUUUGCAGCGGGGUUUUUAAAUAAUUUUGAAUUCUUUGCCGUUACAUUGUAUCAAUACUUGGCGGUUGCUAUCCUAUUUGGGAGUAUCGUUGGAGUUAUUACAGGGGUUAUUUUAUCUGGAAUAUCGUAUCUAAUGACCCCAUCAGCAAGUAAAAUAUUGAAAUACGAUGAAAAGUUGGAUGAAAAGUUGGUAAAACAAUUAUUGUCAAAUAUCCCCAAGGAAAAUGGACCUCUCCCCACAGGCCUUAAGAUUGACAUAAAGUAUGAUACGUCACCGUCUCCACCUCAUAUACAUGUGGUGGAUAAUAAGGAAUUCUCAGGCGAUAAUACCACUACAGGAAUUGACCUUUAUAAGAAUUCAUUGGCACUUACUCAUAGAUCAGAAUCGGAACCUGAUACAAUCAGUACAUUGAAUGAAUUGUUUACGGUGAGAACAGAAGAAUCAGAGUUGACAGAGAGGAAAUCCAUUAAAUCAAGAAAGGUGAAGUGA
This is a messenger RNA of [Candida] anglica, 1561 nucleotides long. The record is from the annotation of a GenBank genome assembly. NCBI's taxonomy places the organism in Eukaryota, Fungi, Ascomycota, Pichiomycetes, Serinales, Debaryomycetaceae.